Chaetomium fimeti is the source of this 1956-nucleotide messenger RNA. RefSeq lists its product as uncharacterized. Lineage: Eukaryota; Fungi; Ascomycota; Sordariomycetes; Sordariales; Chaetomiaceae. The coding region runs from base 1 to 1956 and encodes 651 amino acids. The transcript is spliced from 5 exons. The record is from RefSeq and is a predicted model, not a curated record.
AUGACGGGUCAAGGCUCUUUUAUACCAGGAUUCGGUCGUCCCGUGACGGUCGACUACAUUGACCAUCACGUCCAAAAGCAGCACCCAAUGUUUGUGAACCCACCCGUGCAGUACGAUCCCAUGUCUGGGCAGUACGCCCCCGUAACCGAGCAGUACGCCCCGAUGUCUGGGGAGUACGCCCCAAACAACCAGGCGUUGGCGCCGCCUCCGGACGGCGAUGACCUCCCACCGAGGCCGGAUUGGACAAACAUCAACGCCAUGGGGUUCUGGAACGGCAUCUUUCCCGAUGCCAUGACCGAGUUCAAAAAGACCAAGGAGCCCCGGGGCCGGUCCAGCACCGACUAUAGCAUCCGGUGCCCGGAAAGUUGGGACGAGAUCUACCACCGGCUCGAAGCGGCGCAGGCCAAGUACCAGCAAGUGGGAGGGCCGGUAGGAUGGCUGCGGAAAAUGCGGCGGACGGUGGCUAACAACAUCACGCCAGUGGCAGGGGCCGCCGGGUUUGGCACCAAAGCUGCCCCUUGCGAUCCCAUUGCCACGCCGGUAUUGGCUGCCGUGGAGCUGGUCUUGGAUGCUGUCAAGACUGCCGCGUGCGUGCGCCAACAGGCUGUCGACGCGUUUGACGGCCUCAUCCCCAUCUUCUCGGACGUCGAACUGUUCUUGGGGACCUUCCGGGGCGACGUACGUAUCCGGAGGGCCGCGGUGGACCUAACCGUCACGACGCUAGACGCCAUCGAGCGGGCCAUUGGCUUCUUCAUAAGCAACGAGUUCCUGAGGGGUGGCAAAGCUCUGCUCAACGGCGGCGACUACGAGAAGAGCAUGGUAGAGAGCCUCGACAUGAUCAAGGUGAGGAGCUCAAGUCUCAUGGAGGAAGCCGCAAAGUCGCACAUUCAUGAAUUCCACAUGUACUCCCGCGAGACGCAAAGGUUCCGCAGGCAGCUCGUGCAGAUGGUGCAGAACGUGGGCAACGGCAUGAACUCGCUCAACAACUUGCUCGAAGACUACGUGCUGCGAAAGGACCGGGAGCUCAAAGCCGCUCAGCAGGAGAACCAGCGCCUCCAUAUCAUAAACGAGAGGUUGCUGGCCGCCACGCCAUCCCAGCAGGGCCGGUGGACGCUGCCGCCGCCCCAGCCGCAUGCGCCCGCCAUCGGGCCGUACAUCUGCCCAGAGGGCCUGCGGCGGAUUCUCGACACGCCCGACCUCGACCUGGCCGACCUCGCCUUCAUCAACGACAAGAAGGGGCAGCUGCUGGAAGGGGAGCGCACCCAGGCAGAGCAAAUCAUCAACACGCAGCUCUUCCAGCGCUGGAUCGUGUCAACAUCCUCGGCCAAGCUCCUAGUGCACUGGGACUUGAGCCCGCCCGAGACCAUCGCCGACGUCUCACCCCUGUCGGUGCUCUGCGCCACCAUGACGCAGGCGCUGCGGGCCAAGGAGGGCUUCGUGUCGGCGCUGUGGUUCUGCGGGCAGCACAUCGACCCGGCCGAGGCCGGCGGGCGCGUCGGCGGGCGCGCCAUGCUCGCCAGCCUCAUCGACCAGCUGCUGAGGCAGCACGCCUUCGACACGCGGUACAUGUACAGCGACGUCGACCUCGCGGCCUUGCAAGCGGGGGGGCUCGACGCGCUGACCCAGCUGCUGGGCUGGUUGGUGCGGCAGCUGCCCGAGACCGCCACGGUCUUCUGCAUCGUCGACGGUGUGUACCUGUUGGAGCGGGACGAGCUUAAGCACGAGGCGCUGCCCGUGUUGUUGGCCCUCAUCCGCCUCGCCGAGGACAGCAGCGUGGCUGCCACCGUCAAGUUGCUGCUCACGAGCACGCUGGGCACGGACAUCGUGAGGGGGGCCUUCGAGGAGGAAGAUCUGAUCUUGAAUGUGGACGGAGUGCCGCAGCUAGGGUGGGCGCCGAACGACGAGCGGAUGAUCCGGGAGCUGGAAGGAGAGAUGGACGAAGCCGCGUGGAAGUAA